Molecule: messenger RNA, 1201 nt
Organism: Trichomycterus rosablanca
Lineage: Eukaryota; Metazoa; Chordata; Actinopteri; Siluriformes; Trichomycteridae
Gene: hdhd2
Product: haloacid dehalogenase-like hydrolase domain containing 2
Exons: 7
Coding region: 188-973 (261 amino acids)
Biological process (GO): dephosphorylation
Molecular function (GO): phosphatase activity
Source: RefSeq, a predicted model, not a curated record
GUUUCUUUUAACAUUUUUAUAUUAUUAUAUAUUUUGUGUGUAUUAAUCUAGUUUCUUAUCGUUUUCCGACACCACAAUGGUUGUAUUUCUGUGCUAACAAGUGCACGGUUGGUGCUGCUGGAGUCUGCAGCAGUAAAAUAAUCAGCUUUAAAUAAUCAAAAACUUCUACAAAUAAAAAUUUAAGGUAAUGGCAUCACGUAGAGCAUUGAAAGCGGUGCUAAUCGAUUUAAGUGGGACUCUUCACAUUGAGGAUGCUGCUGUAUCUGGAGCACAGGAAGCUCUUGCAAGGUUGCGUCAAGCUCCAGUGGCUGUAAAAUUUGUAACCAACACAACAAAAGAGUGUAAAAGAACGCUGCUUGAACAACUGCAGCGCCUUAGUUUUGAUAUUGAAGAGCAGGAGAUUUUUACCUCACUGACUGCAGCUCGAAAUCUGUUGGAGCAAAAGGCGGUGCGACCUCUGUUACUGGUAGAGGAUAGUGCAUUGGAGGAUUUUGCAGGGAUUGAAACCUCAGAUCCUAAUGCUGUUGUGAUAGGCUUAGCACCUGACCACUUCAACUAUGAAAUGCUUAAUAAAGCUUUUCGGUUAAUCCUGGAUGGUGCUCCUCUCAUUGCCAUUCAUAAAGCCCGUUACUAUAAGAGGAAAGAUGGUCUGGCGUUGGGACCAGGCCCAUUUGUGACAGGACUGGAAUAUUCCACAGACACAAAGGCAACUGUAGUGGGCAAACCAGAGAAAACGUUCUUCUUGGAAGCAUUGCGAGAUCUAAACUGCAGUCCUGAGGAGGCUGUGAUGAUUGGAGAUGAUGCUAGAGAUGAUGUUGGUGGAGCUCAGAACACGGGGAUGCUGGGAAUAUUAGUCAAAACUGGUAAAUACAGAGCUGGUGAUGAAGGCAAAAUAAGUCCUCCUCCUCACCUGACCUGUGAGAGCUUUCCAGAGGCUGUCAACCACAUCCUUCAACUGCUAGAACAUAAAUGAUCUCUAGUCUGCAAAGCCGCAUUGUUUAUUUCAGUACACAUAUGUGCACCAAAACAGUGUUUUCCUAAUGUUGUUCUACCCUAUCCCGUAGCAUUUGUAAGACUAACAAGAACUGCUAGUCAUCUUACCCCAGCCACAUUUCUCUUGUAAACAUGGUACACUCCAAGACUGCAAGUAUAUGCACACUGUAAACAAAAGUACGUCAAUUAAAAAUGGUCACACUAAGAA